ACGGGUUACCUAGGCGACGGGCCGGAACGAAUGACUUGGGUCCCAUGGCGCUGUCCCCGGGGCGGCGCCUCCUCUUCUGUCUGCCACAAUGCGGACACAACCACCCUCCGAGAAGGGGUUUUGGGAUCGCCAGCUGGUCCAUCAGCGAAGAUAAAGGAAGCGCAGGAGGUUUAGAAGCCGGGGGCCUUAAGGUCAGCAUUGUGCCCACUCUGCACUACCAGGACAGCUUGCCCCGAUUACCCAUUCCCAGGCUCGAAGACUCUAUCAGAAGAUACCUGAGAGCACAGGAACCUCUGUUAACUUCAGAUCAAUUCAGGAAAACAGAAGAAUUUUCCUACAAAUUUCAACAUGGAGUCGGCAAAGACCUGCAUGACAUGCUGGUUUUCCAGGACCAGCAUAGUCGGCACACUAGCUAUAUCUCAGAUAUAUGGUUGAAUUCUUAUCUAUCCCGUCGCAAACCACCUGCAUUUAACAUGAAUGUAGGCUUAGCCUUCAAAGACGACCCCAAGACUGAGUUUAACGACCAGCUCACACGAGCUACCAACAUGACCAUUUCCAUCAUCCGUUUCAUGAGGGCCUUCAGAAAUGGCUUGCUUGAGCCGGAGGUGCUGCACCUCUACCCAAACAAGACAGAUACGAAGCUCUUCAAGGAGUGCAUCCGCUGGAUUCCCAAGGCCAUCGUGUGCCAGAUCGCUGCCAUGUUUAACGUCUACCCCAUGGACAUGUCGCCCAACUUCAGGCUUUUCAACACCGCCCGUCUGCCCAAGUUUACCCGGGACAUGCUUCACACGGAAGAGCGGGCAAAGCACAUUCUGGUGCUAAAGAAUGGGAACUUCUACGUGUUUGACAUCCUUCACAAAGACGGGACAAUGAUCAGGGCCUCGGAAGUCCAUGCCAAUCUCAAGUAUAUUCUCUCUGACAAGAGCCCCAUCCCCGAAUUCCCCUUGACCUAUCUGACCACUGAAAAGCGCGACACCUGGGCAAAGCUGAGGCAAGACCUCUGGAUCAGUGGCAACCAGGAAGCCUUGAAGAAGGUGGAGUCGGCCAUCUUCUGCCUGUGUCUGGAUGAUCUGUUCAUACAGGACCCCAACCACCUGACUCAGAUCAUGCUGCUUGGCAACGGGUAUAACCGCUGGUUUGACAAGUCUUUCAGCCUAAUCCUUACCAAAGAUGGCUCCGCUGCCAUCAACUUUGAGCCUUCCUGGGCUGACUUGCUGACCAUUCUUCGCUUCAUGAAAGACGUGCUCCAAGACAGCAUCCAGGCACCUGCCAUCCUGCCCCAGGAGGACCCCGUGGCCUCUGAUGCCUCCAGUGCCGUGAGGAAGCUCAGCUUCAAUCUGAACGACUCCCUGAGGGCAGGCAUCCAGAGUGCCAGAGUCAGCUAUGACUUGUCAAUGCAGACAUUCUCCAGCCAGCUGGUCCAUUUUGAGAAGGGGGGCAGCCUCUUCAUAAAGCAGCAGGGCAUAAGCCCGGAUGCCAUGGUCCAACUCGCCUUCCAGAUGGCGUUCCUCUCUUUGUAUGGCCACGUGGUGUCCUCCCAUGAGCCAUGCAGCACUGCUGCCUUCAAGCAUGGCCGGUCAGAGGUUGUCCACCCCACCUCCAUUCAUUCCAUGCAGUGCUCCAAGGCUUUCAUCCAGCAACCCUUGAAGUAUGGUACAAAUGAUCUGCAGAACAUGCUUUUUAAGUGCUCUGUCUACCAUAAACAGCUGGUCCAAGAGGCGGCAAGUGGUCAGGGAUUUGACAGACACUUGCUCGCUCUUCGGAUCUUGGCAGACACCAAAAAGGGUUAUUUGCCCGAAAUCUUCUUCGACUCUGCCUAUUCUCAGAUCAAUCACUGCUUCCUCUUCUCAAGACCUCUGAGUAACCCAGCACUGAAUUUUGGGGCUUGUAUGCCCAUAGUGUCAGAUGGCUUUGGGAUCAUUUAUUCCGUGCAAGAAAACGGCAUCAUCUUCAAUAUCACCUCUGUUUCUAGUCGCAGUGUCUGGGACUUCAUGCAGAGCCUAGAAAACAGCUUGGAAAAGAUUAUGAUUGCUUUAAAAGGGAAGCCCAUUACCAAAUAGUGCUUCCUAACCUCCCACAGAAUGAAACACAUGAGUUGAUAAGGAUGAAAUGGGAUGAAAGAGGAAUCGGAGCCUUUCCCCAAGCCCAAAAUAGCCAAAAACCUCAACUGGGAGUUGGCGAAAUCUUGCCUCCAACAGGAAGUCUGAAACCCACUGUCCAUAUAUUCUAGGACUUCACGAUCUUUCAGGAAUAUAUGUUGGAUGGUUUAUGUGAUCAUCUUAGAAAGGUUUCAUAUACCUGUAGUUGUUGCCCUCCCUGUCCUGCUCAACCACGUCUUCUCUAUUUUCCAUCUGUCUAUCUCAGUCAUCUGUUUCUGUCCACUUGUUUACCACCUUUCUAUCAAUAAUCCAUAUUGAACUAUUAAUAUAAUUUAUCAUCUGUCAUUUUUCUAUCAGCUACUCGUUUAUCACCUACCUGUUAAUUUAUUUCUAGAUCUUUAUCUUUAAAUCUACCACUUAUCAUCUGUGUCUAUCCAUCUCUCCAUCUGUGUCUCGUACAUCUAUCAUCCAUUAUUUGUCUAACUAUUGAGAUCUCUCCAUAUUCAUUUGUCUACCUAUAUCUGCUCAUCUUUCCAUCCAUCCCAUUAUCUAUUGCUUCAACUAUCUUUAUAGCUUUCUUUUCAUCUCCAUAAACUAUAUUUCUUUUCAAAUCUAUCUUCUUCCAAUAAAAAUUGAAUUAUCUGGAACGCUUGAGUUCCCCUUCACCAUUUUUUCUUUCACUUCUUGCUCAAAGGCUUUCUAAAACGUCUCAGCUCAUGUCCUGCAGAGCAGAGUUAAUGGAGAGAAUUCCAUCUCACUCUCAUGACCAAGACUUUCCCAGUACUGAUUUGAGGGGGAUCAUUAUGGAAACUGUCCCUUUGAACAGUAGUGCAGUCGAGAGUGUCCAGGAUCGAGCUGGAUGGAAAGAGAGCCUCCGAUUCAUCCUAGGAGUGCCAUCCUUUUGUUUUGUUUUGUUUUGUUUUUUAAAUAAAUCUCUGAUACCAGC
This is a messenger RNA of Monodelphis domestica (gray short-tailed opossum), 3045 nucleotides long. Its product is annotated as carnitine O-palmitoyltransferase 2, mitochondrial-like. Gene Ontology annotation, cellular component: mitochondrion. The record is from RefSeq and is a predicted model, not a curated record. Gene Ontology annotation, biological process: fatty acid beta-oxidation. NCBI's taxonomy places the organism in Eukaryota, Metazoa, Chordata, Mammalia, Didelphimorphia, Didelphidae. Gene Ontology annotation, molecular function: carnitine O-palmitoyltransferase activity.